Molecule: messenger RNA, 696 nt
Organism: Empidonax traillii (willow flycatcher)
Lineage: Eukaryota; Metazoa; Chordata; Aves; Passeriformes; Tyrannidae
Product: serine protease inhibitor Kazal-type 5-like
Exons: 9
Coding region: 1-696 (231 amino acids)
Molecular function (GO): protein binding
Source: RefSeq, a predicted model, not a curated record
AUGGAGGAUUUCUUGAUGGUUCCCUGCGAUGCUACUGAUGAUAAUGAGUGCAGGAAAAUUUGGUCACUUCUGCGCAGUGGGAAGUUUUCCUGUCCCACCACCAAGGAGCCUUUCAGCAGCCCAAAUAGCAAAGGAGACCUCAACAAGUGCAUGAUGUGCCAAAGGCUGCUGGAAAGAGACUCAAACAAAGGGAGUGGUGGAGAGGCGGACAGGAAUGUGAACUCCUUGGGAAAGGAUGACUGUCGGGAGUUUCGGGAUCUGUUCAAGAAAGGGAAACUUUCCUGCACCAGAGAAAAUGACCCUGUCCGGGAUGCCUCUGGGAAGCAACACAGCAAUAAGUGCAUCAUGUGUGCAGAGAAGUUCAAAAGGGAGAAUGAGCGGAAGUUAUCUAAAAACAGACAAGGAAAAGAUAAGGACGACUGCAGCGAGUUUCGCUCCCAGUUUGAAGCUGGUGGACGACUGUCCUGCACGAGGGAGAAUGACCCUGUCCGGGAUGCCUCUGGCAAGCAGCACACCAACAAAUGUCUCAUGUGUGCCGACAAGUUCAAAAAGGAAGCUCAAAGAGGAGGUCAGUCUGGUGGAACUGGCCAGCGUAACAGAUUACCCACUUCAGAGAGGACAAACCAGAAGAACUGUGGUGGUUCACGGCAGGGGGUAAAUGACAGACGUCCCUUCUCAGCGGGCCGAGGCUGCUAG